GAACAGUUAAAUAUUGACUGACAACAAAUUAUCUAAAAAAGGCAAUUAUUUCACCUACAGGAAUUUGCAUGCAUCAUCACCAACAAUCAAAUGGACAUAAGCAUGGCGAAGAAUUACGAUCACUUGUUCAAAGUCCUACUGAUCGGCGAUCCCGCUGUGGGAAAAACGUGUAUUUUAUGCCGAUUUGCCAACGACGAGUUCAAGACGACCCAUUUAUCUACUAUAGGCAUCGAUUUCAAAAUGAGAACUUUUAAUGUCGAAGGCAGCAGAAUAAGAAUCCAAAUGUGGGACACAGCUGGUCAGGAAAGAUAUGAAACUAUCACCACACAGUAUUACAGAAGAGCACAGGGGAUAAUGUUGGUAUAUGACAUCACAAGAAGGAAAACAUUUGACAAUAUACAGAAAUGGAUACAUUAUGUGGAAGAACAUGCUGGUAGCGAGGUGAAGACCCUCAUCAUAGGAAAUAAAUGCGAUGUUGGUGAAAACAAAAGACAAGUUUCCUAUGGGGAGGGAGAAAAGCUGUCACAGAAAUAUGGGAUACCUUUCUUUGAAACAAGUGCUUACUCAAAUGUUAACAUUGAGAAAGCCUUUGCAGAAAUGUGUCAGUUAAUACUGGGUCAUGUUGACAUACCAGUCAAGAAUGGUCGUAAACGGUCCGAAGCAAUCAUUCUUGCACCCAAACCACCAGACAGUGAAGAAAGAUCAAGUUCAUCUUGCUGUUCAUUAAGCUAAAACACUAUAAUAGUGACUAAAAUGAUAACAUCAAAUUUGAUGUAAACUGACUGUUGUAAAUAAUGCAUUUCAAAAUAAUUGAACCUUCCAUGGUUCCAGAUCUAGGUCCUGUUUUGAGCAGGGUACGAUGGUGGAUAGCAAAGGUUCUUGUAUCAACUCAUGGAACCUUUGGUAUCUAGGGUACAUUUAGGGCUACGAAACACUUCAAUUUUGUGACUUGUUUGCCAAUAGUAACUGUUGAAUCAAAUGCAUUGAAUUGUGCAAACAAGGAUGCAUUUUAUUUCAGAAGUUUAUCAAAAUGAUAAUAUAAUUUAGUCUAAGGUUGUUGAUAUUCAACCAGUAGAGACAAUUCCAUUUUCAUACAUUUUGAAACUAUUCUGUUAACUGUGUGUUGUGAGAUUUUAGAGUACUUGAAAUCACCAAGUGGUUGAAAACCGCAGACAAUUUUGCACAGCAUGCAAGUGCGUAUAAUCUACUACAAUACAAUUCAAUAAAAGCUAAAUUAUUGUCUGCCUAUGAGCAGUGGUCUAAAUCGUGCUUAGAAUAAUAAA
Molecule: messenger RNA, 1283 nt
Organism: Dendronephthya gigantea
Lineage: Eukaryota; Metazoa; Cnidaria; Anthozoa; Malacalcyonacea; Nephtheidae
Product: ras-related protein Rab-8A-like
Exons: 8
Coding region: 91-732 (213 amino acids)
Molecular function (GO): GTPase activity; GTP binding
Source: RefSeq, a predicted model, not a curated record